AUGGUUGCAUUCUUCUCUCAUAGCAAACUGCCAUAUGUCUUGCCCUACAUAAUUGCUUCAAUGAUCCUUUCAGCAUAUACCGCACCUGUUAUGCAAAGUACCACAAAGCUCAUCAAAAGGGGUGACUUCUUUCUUCCUCCUCCUAAUUACGCCUCAAAUGGUAAUUAUAACACUCCAAAGUAUCGCUCUGACACUCCUGGCCACACACAUAGAUCAGCAGCACAAUCCAACCAGCAUCAUUCAGAAAGAAGUUCACAAAAGGCACAUUCAUCAGCCCAACCUGCCAAAAGUCGAUGGACAGGAUUAGAAGAAAUGAAUAAAACUUCUUUAAAGAGAACUGGAUCACAAGAAAACGUGUGGUGGCAAGGAAGUAGUCAUGGAAAUGAAGGGGGCCAUAAACGUAAAAAGAACGAGUAUAAUUUCCGUAGUGCAAAAUGA
Meira miltonrushii is the source of this 438-nucleotide messenger RNA. RefSeq lists its product as uncharacterized. The record is from RefSeq and is a predicted model, not a curated record. The transcript has a single exon. Bases 1 to 438 code for a protein of 145 amino acids. Lineage: Eukaryota; Fungi; Basidiomycota; Exobasidiomycetes; Exobasidiales; Brachybasidiaceae.